Molecule: messenger RNA, 2028 nt
Organism: Pipistrellus kuhlii (Kuhl's pipistrelle)
Lineage: Eukaryota; Metazoa; Chordata; Mammalia; Chiroptera; Vespertilionidae
Gene: CXCR6
Product: C-X-C motif chemokine receptor 6
Exons: 2
Coding region: 95-1282 (395 amino acids)
Biological process (GO): chemotaxis; G protein-coupled receptor signaling pathway; inflammatory response
Cellular component (GO): membrane
Molecular function (GO): coreceptor activity; C-X-C chemokine receptor activity
Source: RefSeq, a predicted model, not a curated record
GGGCAGAGGGGUCUCAGUAGCGGAGCCACAGCUUCCUAUCUUUGACCCUAAAUUACAUAGGUGCAGACUGGUCAUGUGGAUUCUGAUCCGCUAGAUGGGUUGGGCCUCUUCCAAUCAGCAACCGAGGCUUCUUCAAAACUACUCAGCGGAAACAUGGACCACAUCACAGAGAGGCAGAGGCAAGCCUGCUGCGGGGCACAGCUCAUCUCUGGAACAAACUGAAAAGGCAUCUUGGUGGGUGUUGGUCAGACCAGACACUAUGGAGGACCAAGACUACUUUGAAAACUACAUGUCCAACACAUCCACCGCCAGCAAGCAAAAGCACGAUGACUUCCUGGAGUUCAAGAAUCUCUUUCUGCCCUGCAUGUACGUGGCCGUGUUCCUCUGUGGCCUGGUGGGGAACUCACUGGUGCUGGUCAUCUACAUCUUCUACCAGAAGCUGAAGAGCCUAACGGACAUGUUCCUGGUGAACCUGCCCCUGGCAGACCUGGUGUUUGUGUGCACCCUGCCCUUCUGGGCCUACGCGGGCACGCACGAAUGGGUCUUCGGCAAGGGGCUGUGCCGGAUCCUGCUGGGCAUCUACACCUUCAACUUCUACACGUCCAUGCUCAUCCUCGUCUGCAUCACCGUGGACCGCUUCAUGGCGGUGGUCCGGGCCACGAAGGCCUAUAACCAGAAGGCGAAGCGGAUGAGCUGGGGCAAGGCCAUCUGCGGGUCCGUCUGGGUGGUCUCCCUGCUGUUUUCCUUGCCGCAGAUCAUCUACGGCGAUGUCAGCAAGCGAGACAAGUGGGUCUGCGGUUACCAAGAGAAGAUUUCCACUGUGGUUCUCGCCACCCAGCUGACUCUGGGGUUCUUCCUGCCACUGGUCAACAUGAUUGUCUGCUACUCCGUCAUCAUCAAGACCCUGCUUCAUGCCCGAGGCUUCCAGAACCACAAGUCUCUCAAGAUCAUCUUCCUGGUGGUGGCCGUGUUCCUGCUGACCCAGACGCCUUUCACCCUGGUGAAGCUCGUGGGCAGCACCAGCUGGGUGUACCAAACCAGGACCAGCUACCAGUGUGCCCUCGCUGUGACCGAGGCCAUUGCCUACCUGCGGGCCUGCCUCAACCCUGUGCUCUAUGCUUUCGUUGGCCUGAAGUUUCGGAAGAACUUCUGGAAACUUGUGAAAGACAUUAGCUGCCUCCCUUACGUGGGAGCCUCGAGCCAGCUCAAGUCUUCGGAGGACACUUCCAAGACGUGCUCGGCCUCCCAGCAAGCGGAGGGCACCAGCAUGUUCCAGCUGUAGGCCUCGGGGCUCAGAGAAGCUGCCCAGGGGCUCCAGCAGCACGGAAUGCAUGUCCUCGGGCGGCGGCGGCGGGGAAGGCUUUGUGUAUAGCUUGUGCAUUUUCGCAGCGAAGCGACCACACGCUGCAGCUGGUGUGCAGUGCUUCUUCUCAGGCAGGAACACAUUUGUUUUCUCCUUGAACACCCAGGCCUACAGCUCACAGGGGGAGCUAAAAGCUGUGAGAGUUUCCUUCCUCCAUCUCCGAGAAUUCUGACACCCGGGGGAAUGGCGUGUCUAAACACCCCAGCUUCUCCUUUACUGAGACUGAGACUGAAGGCUGAAGAGGUACCAUGACCACAGAGCUGACAGCAGGUGGCGUUGAGCUCCCAAGUUCAGGAGAUUCUUCUGGUUUCUGGGAGGCAGGGAUGAGAGCAGCCACCAGAACAAGUGCUGACCCUUUUCCUUUGGGCUCAAGCUUCAAUCUCCAGGCACCUCACCCAGGAGGACAGGUUCCGCCUCACUUUUGAUUUAACUUUGAAGCUCUUGUUCUGUGAUUAAUCCUGGAAGGACUAGCAGCAGGGAAUAUGAACAGGCCAAAACAAUCUAGUCAGCUGAGAAUCCCAGAGGUCCACAGAAUGCUAGAAAACUGUGUAUAGCUGAGUGUAAGAUCGCCGUGAAUCUACGAAAUGUUCUGAAAUGGAGUCUAUGUUGGGUCUGCUCAUUUUAAAACUGAAUUAUCUGCCUGGCCGAUAUGGUUCAAUGGUUAA